Molecule: messenger RNA, 1987 nt
Organism: Kogia breviceps (pygmy sperm whale)
Lineage: Eukaryota; Metazoa; Chordata; Mammalia; Artiodactyla; Physeteridae
Gene: PAPSS2
Product: 3'-phosphoadenosine 5'-phosphosulfate synthase 2
Biological process (GO): 3'-phosphoadenosine 5'-phosphosulfate biosynthetic process; sulfate assimilation
Molecular function (GO): acid phosphatase activity; sulfate adenylyltransferase (ATP) activity; ATP binding
Source: RefSeq, a predicted model, not a curated record
GGAGCCGGAAGCCGUCGACCGAGCUGGUAUGUUGCCCUCCGCGGGCUGCAGUGCAUCAUGCUCCGUGGCCCCAGCCGCAUCUUCAGGGUCUCCGUGGCACCCGUCGCGGCCCUGGCUGUGGCGCUGGUCUCGUCGCUCUCUCGCUGCUCCCUCUUGGAGCCGGAGGACCGUGUAGUCUCGCCGCUCAGCCCCUACUUCGGCACCAAGACUCGUUACGAGGAUGCCAACCCUGGGCUGCUGCCGGACCCCGAGGCGCCACGGCGGGACCCACAGCUGUUGGAGGAGACCUGCACCCCGGUGCAGCUGGUCGCCCUCAUCCGCCACGGCACCCGCUACCCGACCACCAAACAGAUCCGCAAGCUGCGGCAGCUGCACGGACUGCUGCAGGCCCGCGGGCCGGGUUAUGACCGGACCCGCGCUGCCGGCGGCGGCGACCUGGGCGCUGCGCUGGCCGACUGGCCGCUGUGGUACGCGGACUGGAUGGACGGGCAGCUGGUGGAGAAGGGGCGGCAGGACAUGCGACAGCUGGCCCUGCGCCUGGCCUCCCUUUUCCCGGUCCUCUUCAGCCGAGAGAACUGCGGCCGCCUGCAGCUAGUCACCAGCUCCAAGCACCGCUGCGUGGACAGCGGCGCCGCCUUCCUGCAGGGACUGUGGCAACACUAUCACCCUGGGUUACCUCCGCCCGACGUCGCAGACAUGGAGUGUGGACCUCCAAGAAUUAAUGAUAAAUUAAUGAGGUUCUUUGAUCAUUGUGAGAAGUUUUUAACUCAAGUGGAAAGGAAUGCUACGGCUCUUUAUCAUGUAGAAGCCUUCAAGACUGGACCAGAAAUGCAAAACAUUUUAAAAAAAGUUGCAGGUAUUUUGCAAGUGCCAGUCAACAACUUAAAUGCAGAUUUAAUUCAGGUAGCUUUUUUCACCUGUUCAUUUGACCUGGCAAUUAAAGGUGUUAAAUCUCCUUGGUGUGAUGUUUUUGACAUAGAUGAUGCAAAGGUUUUAGAAUAUUUAAAUGAUCUGAAACAAUAUUGGAAAAGAGGAUAUGGGUAUACCAUUAAUAGUCAAUCCAGCUGCACCCUGUUUCAGGAUAUCUUUCAGCACUUGGACAAAGCAGUUGAACAGAAACAAAGUUCUCAGCCAAUUUCCUCUCCAGUCAUCCUUCAGUUUGGUCAUGCAGAGACCCUUCUUCCACUGCUUUCUCUCAUGGGCUACUUCAAAGACAAGGAGCCCCUAACAGCUUACAAUUACAGGGAGCAAAUGCAUCGGAAGUUCCGAAGUGGUCACAUUGUACCCUAUGCCUCAAACCUAAUAUUUGUGCUUUACCAUUGUAAAAAUGCUAAGACUCCUAAGGAAGAAUUCCAAGUGCAGAUGUUACUGAAUGAAAAGGUGUUACCAUUGGCUCACUCACAAGAAACUGUUUCUUUGUAUGAAGAUCUGAAGAACCACUACAAGGACAUCCUUCAGAGUUGUCACACCAGUGAAGAAUGUGAACUACCAAAAGUGAACACAUCUGAUGAGCUAUGAAUAACUGGAAAACAUUUUUAAUUCAUCAGGAAUCUCCAGGGAGUGAUCCCAUGCUUGGAAUAGGUGGGCAAUCCCUGGCUACAGCAAGCUUUAACAUUACUUGGGUAUUUCUGUCUUUUCAAAGAAAAACGUUUCUUUUUGAAUCUGGACAUGGAUGUGUAAGAAAUGAUUCUUCACUGGAGCAGCUCUCUUAAGGGAAAAUAAUCUAUUCAAAAAGAUAACUGGCACUACAGACAUUUACAGAAGUUAAAUAUUUAUGUAAGAAAACUCACACUGGGCUUCCCUGGUGGUGCAGUGGUUGGGAGUCCACCUGCUGAUGCAGGGGACGCGGGUUCAUGCCCCGGUCCGGGAAGAUCCCACAUGCCACGGAGCGGCUGGGCCCGUGAGCCAUGGCCGCUGAGCCUGUGCGUCCGGAGCCUGUGCUCCACAAUGGGAGAGGCCACAACAGUGAGAGGCCCACGUACUGCAA